AUGGGCUCACGUGUUCCUCUACGGUCGCGGAAGGGCUGCUGGACAUGCCGCGAUAGACACAAGAAAUGCGACGAGGAGAAGCCAGAAUGCUUCCGCUGUCAGAAAGCAGGGCGGACAUGCGGUGGGUAUGGUCAGCGUCUGACCUGGCUGAAGCCACGGCGGGUGACGCGUCGAGCAAAGACCCGGACUCCUGAAAUUGCAUUGGAUCUGGAUGCUUCAGGAUGCAGUUCGUCGGAGACAACGUCGCCUUCUGAUCCUUGGUGUGCGGGGUCCCCGCGGAGUGGUCCCGAUGUGGAGGCACUGCUGUUUGAGAAGUUCAGACGUUCCGGACAGUACACUCUUGCCGGCAGGACCGCGAGAGAAGACGAGUCCAUGAACCAAAUCCUAUCACUGUGUUCCUCUUGGCCAGCGCUCAGAUACGUCGUGCUGGCGUACCAGGCGCAUCUGGAUCUGGACUAUCGGAACUUGUCCGCGGUGUACCUGAACCAGGCUCUGGAGAUUUACCAGACUUACCUACGGGAUCCGGAAAGGCUGGUCCAUGAUGCAACGCUCAUCACAGGAAUCCUGCUGUGCAGUGUCGGAAUUGCUGGAAAUAUGCAGUGGACGAUGCAUCUCGACGGUCUUGAGGCAAUACUAAUCCAACGGGGCUCGAUGGACCCCUACAACCGUCCCCCACCCAUUGCCAAUCUAGUCGAAGUCGUCGGUCUCUUCGAUUUACCCACAGUUACUAUCGGUCGAAUCCACUCCAAACGGAAACUCUGGGCACGCUUCGUAACGCCCAGUCAAACAUCAGGAAUCGAACCGACGUCAGGACUGCCCAGAUCCUUACUGAACAUUGUCAGUCUCCUCGGAUCGAAGGAUGUAGAACACAGCCUGCUCUCAUGGCCGGGAGAAAGGGGAGAAGACUACGCACACCAUUUCCUCUGGGAGGCAUUUCGAUAUUCUGCCAUCUUGAACAAUCGAGCCCUCAUGACCCCUCGAAACAACUUCCUAGACACGCCAGUCAUCCUAAUGAAGAUCCUAGCCAGCGUGGAGGCACUCUGGCAGAUGAAACGGGACCCGUUCAAGCAGCCUCUCAAAACCACCGUUUUGUUUCCCCUAUUCACAGCAGGACUGUACGUAGACGAAGACUCCCGGGACAAGGAGUUUGUCACGGAGUGCUUUCAGGAGCUCAUGGCAGAUGGGAAUAGCCGGUACUCUUUGGCGUGGGAUAUUCUGCUAGAGACAUGGGGACGGCGAACUGAGCAUUUGUACGAGUCUCUUCAUAUUGCAGACAAGUUUGCCAUGGAGAUGAGGGUUGAGGUGCAUUUAUAUUGA
This is a messenger RNA of Monascus purpureus, 1317 nucleotides long. The record is from the annotation of a GenBank genome assembly. NCBI's taxonomy places the organism in Eukaryota, Fungi, Ascomycota, Eurotiomycetes, Eurotiales, Aspergillaceae.